Morus notabilis is the source of this 1208-nucleotide messenger RNA. RefSeq names its product NAD(P)H-quinone oxidoreductase subunit N, chloroplastic. Lineage: Eukaryota; Viridiplantae; Streptophyta; Magnoliopsida; Rosales; Moraceae. The record is from RefSeq and is a predicted model, not a curated record. The transcript has 4 exons. Gene Ontology annotation, cellular component: membrane. The coding region runs from base 215 to 895 and encodes 226 amino acids. Gene Ontology annotation, molecular function: oxidoreductase activity, acting on NAD(P)H, quinone or similar compound as acceptor.
AAAUAUAGAUGAAACUAAAAACUGGGUCAUCAUCUCUUAUCUUGUUUAUGCACCAUACAACCCAAAACGUCUGCACAGCUCCAUUUAAACCUUUAUCCAAUUCCCAUUUAUUCAACUAACAUGGCCUUCUUCUCUCCUGCGAUCACUUUCUUCCUUUGGUCCUAGAAAAAAAAAAUAAAGAAAAAAGGAAUUGGAAACACAAAAAAAGCAAGAGAUGAAAAUGGCAGUUACAACAAACUUCAAGUAUGGGACACCGUUUUCAGCCUUUCUCCAGCAGAAACAGCUCACUCCAAAACAAAACGCCAUGACGUAUUCAAAGAUGACAGGAAAGAUCGACACAAAGACGACGACGACAAUGAAGGCGACGAAGAGGAUUGGGCUGGUAAGGUGUAACGCAAGAGAAAUAGGGGACUUUAUUGGAGCAGAUUUGCUGAGGUUUGAUUUAGGCAAGUGGCUUUCGGAUGUUGAAGAACACAAGGCUCUUGCUAUAUAUUCACCCCAUGAAGGAGGGUACGAGGGACGAUACCUCAACCGUUUGAUAUACCAGGGCUACUAUUUCCUCGACCUUUCGGCUCGAGGCUUAGGCGAUCUUGAAACCACCCUCACCAAGAUUCACCCUGUUUGCCCUGCUCAUUUAGGGAAGCAACCUAUAGCAAGGUGGUACUUCCCGCCGGAGGUUGAUUAUAGGCUUGAAGCAUUGCCUCCGAAUGCUAUAGGACUCGUGAUCUGGAUUAUUGAAGCCAAGGUUUUGUCAAAGGCGGAACUGCAGUUUCUCGCAUUGCUUCCAACGCUCAGACCCAAAGUCAGGGUCAUCGCUGAAUGCGGAAACUGGCGAAAGUUCAUGUGGAGACCGCUCAAAGAAAUUGCUGGACUAACUGAGAGUGAAGGGCAAUGAAAGUACCACACAAGACAUCAGACGAGAGUUUCAACAAUAUACUACCCUGUAUCCCUGCUGAUUCUUCUCUCAACUGGAGGCCUCUGAGCUGGCUGUGCAGAGUGGGGAAGCAAAUCCCUUUUAAUACAAGUUGGCUGGAAAAUUUACGUUUAUUGUAGAUGAUGCAUUUUCUCUCCAAGUUCUCGUCCAAAUUUGAGCCAAAUUGGUUCACCCCACUCAUAAUUUUGACUAUGUAUUAUGAAUCACAUUGUUCUCCCUUACUUUAAAUGUGAACAAAACUUGAAAGAGAGAAUAGGAAGCUUCAUAUAAUAAG